AUGAAUAUUGAUAGGCCCUGGUUAGUUGCUGGGGAUUUCAAUGAUAUUGCUUAUGCUAACGAGAAGAAAGGUGGGAAUCGAGUAUCCACAUGUAAAUGCAGUAUCUUCAGAGAUAAUAUGGAGGCAUGCAACCUUUAUGAUCUUGGUGCCAUGGGGCCGAGGUUUACUUGGAGAGGGCCGAUAUAUCAAGGUGGUCAACGAAUUUUUGAGAGGCUAGAUAGAGUUAUCAGCAAUGAAAGGUGGAGGUUGCUAUAUACUGAUGCUCAAGUUAAGGUUUUAACAAGAUUUGAUUUUUUGGAUCAUCAUCCUAUCAUGGUAACACUAAACUAUAGAAACCAGGAGAGAGUUCCAAAGCCUUUUCGUUUUGAAAGUGCAUGGAUGCUGGAAAGUAACUAUAUGGAUAGGCUUAAGGGCUAUUGGAAUGACAAAGCUGAAUUUGUUCAAAACCUAAAGAAAAUUGAAGACGACGCUCAGGACUGGAAAAUAUGUUCUCUUAACCAUGUUCAACAAGUGAAAAGAGGUAUAGCUUUCAGACUUCGGGGCAUUCAAAAGAAUAUACAUGACAGACGCAAUAUUGCUGGUUUGAUGAGAUUGGAGAAAAAGCUGCAUGAGGAUCUUAAAAUCAUUUUGAGGCAAGAAGAAUUGAUGUAG
This is a messenger RNA of Vicia villosa (hairy vetch), 651 nucleotides long. RefSeq lists its product as uncharacterized. The transcript has a single exon. The coding region runs from base 1 to 651 and encodes 216 amino acids. NCBI's taxonomy places the organism in Eukaryota, Viridiplantae, Streptophyta, Magnoliopsida, Fabales, Fabaceae. The record is from RefSeq and is a predicted model, not a curated record.